Molossus molossus (Pallas's mastiff bat) is the source of this 2578-nucleotide messenger RNA. RefSeq names its product zinc finger protein 569. Gene Ontology annotation, biological process: regulation of DNA-templated transcription. Lineage: Eukaryota; Metazoa; Chordata; Mammalia; Chiroptera; Molossidae. The transcript has 4 exons. Bases 127 to 2082 code for a protein of 651 amino acids. The record is from RefSeq and is a predicted model, not a curated record.
UCAGCUUGAAGAACUUUCAGCAUUUCUUCUAAGGGAACGGUGACAUUCAGAGAUGUGGCUAUUGACUUCACCCAGGAAGAGUGGCAGCAAUUGGAUCCUGCUCAAAGGAACCUGUACCGGAAUGUGAUGCUAGAAAACUAUAACAACUUAAUCACAGUGGGCUUUCCAUUCACCAAACCUGAUGUGAUUUAUAAGUUGGAGCAAGAAAAGGAACCAUGGGUGGUGGAGGAAGAAGUGUUAAAGAGACACUGUUCAGGAGAAAUGUGGAGAACUGAUGACCAGAAUAUACAGAACAGACUCUUGACACAACUUGGAGAUAAGUUCAUCAAAACAUUGACUGAAGAAAAAGUCAGUGAAUGUCAUAAGAAAAUUUCUUAUGCAUUUUCUCCAGACUCAGACUUUUUUCCUUCUAUUCACAACUUCUAUGACUAUAACUUAUUUGGGAAAUGUUUAGAACAUAAUUUUGAUUGUCAUAAUAAUGAGAGAAUCCUUAUCAAAAAGGAAUACUGUGACUAUAAUGAACUUAUAAAGUCAUCUGGCAAUAACUCAUCACAUCUUGUAGUAAUCCCCUUUAAGUGUAAUCAUUGUGGAAAAGGGUUUAGUCAAACCUUGGAUCUCAUCAGACACCUGCGAAUUCAUACUGGAGAGAAACCCUAUGAAUGUAACAAAUGUAGAAAAGCCUUCAGCCAUAAGGAAAAACUCCUAAAACAUCAGAAAAUUCACAGUAGGGAACAGUCUUAUGAAUGUAUUGAAUGUGGGAAAGCCUUCAUUAAAGUGUCAAAUCUCAUUAGACAUCAAAGAAUUCAUACUGGAGAGAAACCGUAUGCAUGUAAGGAAUGUGGGAAAUUCUUCAGCCAGAAAUCAAAUCUUAUUGAUCAUGACAAAAUUCAUACUGGAGAGAAACCUUAUGAGUGUGAUGAGUGUGGAAAAGCAUUCAGCCAGAAGCAAAGCCUCAUUGCACAUCAGAAAGUUCAUACUGGGGAGAAACCUUAUGCAUGUAAUGAAUGUGGUAAAGCUUUCCCUCGAAUUGCAUCCCUUGCUCUACAUAUGAGAAGUCAUACAGGAGAAAAACCUUAUAAAUGUGAUAAAUGUGGAAAAGCCUUCUCUCAGUUUUCCAUGCUUAUUAUACAUGUGAGAAUUCAUACAGGUGAGAAACCCUAUGAAUGUAAUGAAUGUGGAAAAUCCUUCUGUCAAAGUUCAGCCCUUACUGUACAUAUGAGAAGUCAUACUGGUGAGAAACCCUAUGAAUGUAAGGAAUGUAGAAAAGCCUUCAGCCACAAGAAAAAUUUCAUUACACACCAGAAGAUUCACACUAGAGAGAAACCUUAUGAAUGUAAUGAAUGUGGAAAAGCAUUUAUUCAGAUGUCAAAUCUCGUUAGACACCAGAGAAUUCAUACUGGAGAAAAGCCCUAUACAUGUAAAGAAUGUGGCAAAGCCUUUAGCCAGAAAUCAAAUCUCAUUGCUCAUGAAAAAAUUCACUCUGGAGAGAAACCCUAUGAAUGUAAUGAAUGUGGUAAAGCCUUUAGCCAAAAGCAAAACUUUAUUACACAUCAGAAAGUUCACACUGGAGAGAAACCUUAUGAUUGUAAUAAAUGUGGUAAAGCCUUUUCUCAAAUUGCAUCCCUUACUCUUCAUCUGAGAAGCCACACAGGGGAAAAGCCUUAUGAAUGUGAUAAAUGUGGGAAAUCCUUCUCUCAGUGCUCAUUGCUUAAUUUACAUAUGAGAAGUCAUACAGGUGAGAAGCCCUAUGUAUGUAAUGAAUGUGGAAAAGCUUUCUCUCAAAGAACUUCCCUCAUUGUGCACAUGAGAGGUCAUACUGGUGAAAAACCCUAUGAAUGUAAUAAGUGUGGAAAAGCCUUCUCCCAGAGCUCAUCCCUUACUAUACAUAUACGAGGUCAUACAGGUGAGAAACCCUUUGACUGUAGUAAAUGUGGAAAAGCCUUCUCUCAGAUCUCAUCUCUUACACUUCAUAUGAGAAAACACACAGGUGAGAAGCCUUAUCAUUGUAAUGAGUGUGGUAAGGCUUUCAGCCAAAAGUCACAUCUUGUUAGACACCAGAAAAUUCAUACUCAUUUGAAAUAGAAACCCCAUGAUUGUUGUGAAUAAAAAAAACCUUCAGAAGGAAUUAAUACUUCCUUUCAGAUUAUAUAAUCGAUUCUAGAACAGAAAACUAUGAAUAUGGGAAAGCCUUUUGAAGAAGUCACACAUUUGUGAAACAUGAGAAUUCUUACCAAGGUUACAAAUUGUAUAAUGAAAAAGCUGAUUAUCAAAAACCUUUAGUAGACAUCUUAUCUAUUGAUAAUAUGUAUUUAUCAUUCUCAUUAAAAUCUGUCAGCUUAUCAACAUGAUAUUUGGGCUCCUAGCUAAUGUAUUAUCAAGAAAAAGACUGGGUAAAGAGAAACUAUAAAUAUAACCUUUUAUAUGAGAAAUAAUUAGAAAACGUGUUGAAAUAAAAUAUCCAAGAAUAGCUACAACAAUGAAUUACUAUAUGUGUAAAAUUAUAAAACAUUUUGAAGAGCAUAAAAUAACACCUUAAAGAUUUAGAAAGGUAACACUGAAAAGACUUAGCAUUGUAAAA